Molecule: messenger RNA, 6270 nt
Organism: Bursaphelenchus okinawaensis
Lineage: Eukaryota; Metazoa; Nematoda; Chromadorea; Rhabditida; Aphelenchoididae
Source: the annotation of a GenBank genome assembly
AUGGCGUUGUUAAACUUGGAUUCAGAGCGUUUUCUGGAACGAUCACAACAAGAACGACGUGAGAGAGAACAACAAAGAGCUACCGAGAAGUUGUUUACUGAUCUCGGGGCUUAUAUUAAAGGAUAUCUGACUCGGAAGAGGUUGAAGGAUCAAAUACAGUAAGGGAAUAUUGAUUUUAUGUUACUGAGUGUUUAGGAAAGAGUUUCACGAAUAUUUUGGAGAAGAUGGACUCAAGCUGAAUGCCAACACAAAGUUGUUAACCUAUGGAAGGUUGCUUUUGGGACAAUUAUGCAAAAAUGACUUUAACAAGGAUGUAAGCUCACAUAUUAAAAUUAAAAAGGUUAAAUCAGAAGAACAUUCUGAAAAAACGUUUGGAUGAUGUACUUCUUUCUAUUGCAAACAUCUUUAAAGCUUUGCAGUACGAUUUGUAAAGCUUUGAAGACGUUAGUAUUUAAAUAUUGUAAAGUACAGAAACUUUUAAAUGUCGUUUACAGACUCAAAAUAGUAAAAGUAUUUGCAGUUGUUGGUCUGUUAUACUAGGACGUUGAUAAAAUCAAUUACAAGUACGAAUAAGUCAUGCUCUUUUGCCACAUUAUUCUUGUCUGUACAAUACAUCAAGCCCGCUUCUCAACACAUUCAAAACAUGUUUGCUCAUGUUACUGAUUUCGUCUCUAAAGCAGACGUAAGUUACAUUACUAUAGAUGAAAGGUCAUAUGGAAUGUUAAGUUUAUAUUUACGUUAACACUAGUUGCUAUUGGAAGUAGCAACAGUAGCUACUAAAAAGAAAGCAUGUCUGCAGUUAAUUUAAGUUAUAAUCUAAAAUAUUUCUUUAGGUAGAGCACAUUACCCAAUUAAAAAUGGUGGUAGUGCUGGUGGAGUUCUUGGAAGUUUACAGCAAUCCAACUAUGUGGGGAAUAGUAAAAGAACCGGCUUUGGUUAAGGUUAUGCAAAGUUUGUGUACGAAGAUGUUACUGGGAAUGACUGAUUCUGCUCAAUUUGAUAAGCUGACCGUAAGUUUGUUUCUAUCUCAAUGAUAACAUUGAGUUUAGACGUCGAUUUCUAAUGGUCUUAAAGGCACAAAAACAGCGUUGCCAUCUAGAUCUUUGAACCAACUGGCUGUCUUUACCUUCAGGUAGGUUAUUAUAAAGAUAUGAGAACUAAAUGUCUUUAGUACUAUGUUGAGUAUGAGAGCUAGAUGUACAGUAAAACAUUGUAAAGUUUAAUCUACGGAGUUUUACAGAGUAAUGAAAGCUGGCGGAUGGACUAUGGACAUUAUUGACAAUUUCUUGGAUGGUAUCUUUGUAUGUCCAGCAUUUUACGCUGUACUGACUUCUGAUGUAAGUGAAUAUUUUUUAAUUUACUGCCGUAAACUUACCGUACUUCAGAAAUGUUGAUUUUGUCAAAUCAACACUGAUAAUGUAAAGUCACUGAAGUGAUAUUAGCAACUUUAUAUUAUAAUAACCAAUUGCUUUAGACCUUAUCGGAAUUUGAAGCAGACACAGUAUUCGAAAGAGUGUUGCGUCGUGCUUCAGAAGAUAAACUGCAAUUGAAAAAUGUUGUUUCUUCUGUCAACUUCUUGGGUAACUUUGUUCAACUGACAAUGUCAGUGAAGGCUCUGUUCGAUAUGAAUGUUGAGGCAUGGACAUUGGCCAUUAACUACAUUCUAGAGCAUUGCAAGGAGAAGGUUGUCAACAAAAAGUACUUUCAUUCGGUUUUGGGUUGGACUAGUCAACGGUUGGAUGAAGGGUAAGGUUAUUGUAGUUUUUUGGUUUUAGGGUGUGACAGUGUAACUAGAGAUCUGACGGGAACUUUUGUACUUGAGUAACAAGGCGCGCAAUGAACUUUUGUACUUGAUUCUAUAUAACAUAUUAUACGAUGGGCCUUUGUUUUGUGUUAUUACCCUUGGUUUAUGAAUGAAAAUGAAUGUUGUUUUAGAUCUCAAGCAGCUUCGAACAGAGUACAAUACCAAGUUGAGUUGCUGUGGUCAAAAGGGAUGUUAGACCAGCUAUUUGGACUGAUAUUAAAGGUGGACAACAAAAAAGAUGGCAGAAAAACGGUCAAGUUGGCACAGAAGGAGAUUACUGGAUUCGAUUUUGUUCAGAGUAAGUUUUGUGUAUUGGCAAUUAUUCUUUCAGCAUGUUUAUUUACUUUUGGGUAAUUACUAUCAGGGUGUCUGUAGUAACACAUUGCGUUAAUGUAAACUGCUUUUAUUACAAUUUUAAUACAGUUUUAAGGCCGAAACACUGUUUUUGGUUACUAAAACAGUGCUUCAGUAUGUUUACUGAUCUUGGGGCAGACAAUUUUAUUAAUACUAGCAUGACGUUCUGUUUCAGAAGUGAUUAAAAUAUUGUCAACGAAAGGUUUGUCAGCAACUGUCGACUUACCGAGUAACAACCAGAUAGCUGAAGUGUGCAAGUUGUACCAGACUUUGGUGACCACAUUCAGAGCGAAGAAGCCGGACGUUUUAAGUGGUAUGAUUUGUAGUUUUUCUUUUUUUUAGACAUUUGGGUGCUGUAAACAGUACAUCUUAUUGGUUGUGGGUACUUUAUACGGUACACUUUAUUAUUUAUGGGUUCCUUAUACAGUACGCCUAAUUAUUUAUAUUCAAAGAUAUUCUUGUUUGAUAAGAAAAUUUGCUUUGAGAGGGGCACAGAAUUAUUUGAACAACUUUAGUCAUUGUUUUAGGUUUGUGUCGAAACGAGAAGAUCUUGGUAGGGCUUUGGGAGUUCAUAAACGAUGGAGGAAUUGAAAGUUACUGGAAGUUGUUGACCCUGGAUCCCGAUAUUAAACUACCGUACUCGUCUUCCUUGGAACUGUUUGCUGAAGCUGCGCAUUCGUUGAUAUCGUAUGUGUUUAAAGAUACUUUUAUGAUUUUAUAAUCGAAUCUUUGAAUGUUUAUUACCUAUUUUUCAACAUAAAAUUGCAUUUAAUAUCUUCUAGUAUAUCGUGCGUUGAAAAAGGAAUAAGCUUUUUUAAGUUAAUUUAAUAAUUGAAAACUGUAUUAAUUAUAGGAUUCUGGACGAAAAAGAAUUGUACGAGAAUCAGAAGCCGUUCACGUUGAAGCAGCUUUGUGAAAUUGCUUCUUUUUGCAACACUUUCUGCUUCAGAUGCAUCUGGGAAGAGUUAUUACGUAAGUUUUAGGUUUUUGUGGAUUUUUUGCUCUUUCUGAACUGGAUGUGGUAUUUACAAAACGUUUUUAUUUUAAGAUUACCAGGAACGACCAGUCGAUGUGCUCUUUGGGAGUGUGUACCAACUGAACUCGCUGCUAUUGAUGAGAGACAGUAGAAAGUCUUUUGUCAAUUUUAAAGACUUUUGGAUUGUAAAGUAAGCAUUUUAAAGUUUGGACAGCUCUUUAUUUUAAAGUUUUUAUAUUUUAUAGUAGGAUUAACUAAAAUAACUAAUUUUACUAUCUUCUAUAUUUAAAUUUGCUUAUAAUAACAUUCAUAAUAUCUUUUUACUUCCAGAGAAGUAAAAGCAUCACAAAUUGUAGCCGAAUUCGAAAAAGGCACACAAAGAGCACUGAAACUGAUGAACAUGCUACCUCACUCAGUACCACUCAAACAGCGUAUAGUACUAUUCCGAAAGCUGGUACAAAAGGACAAGCUCUCAAAGCACGAAACCCACAUAAUCGAGAUUCACCGUGACCGGCUACUGGAAGACGGCUUUGUUCAACUGUCGGACCUGAGUUCAAAAGCAUUGAAAGGAGUGAUUAGAGUCAAGUUCGUGAACCAACAAGGUCUGCCAGAAGUGGGAAUCGACCAGGACGGUGUCUUCAAGGAGUUCCUCGAGUUGACCUUGAAGAAGGUGUUUGAUCCAGGGCUGAAUCUGUUCAAGAACACGGCCAACAAUGUACUAUACCCAUCUUCCACGUCGUACAUUCAUGAUAAUCAUCUGAAUCUGUUCGAAUUCGUUGGCAAAAUGUUGGGAAAAGCGGUUUAUGAAGGGAUCUGCAUUGACCUACACCUAGCUCCAGUACUUUUGGCAGCUGUCCUGAAGAAGAAGUUGUGGGCGUUUGAUGAGUUAUCAAGUCUGGAUCCGGAAUUGUACAAGAAUCUGACAUUUGUGAAGCACUACGACGGAGAUGUGGAGGACCUGGGGCUUACUUUUGCCUUGACUGAAGAGGUUUUGGGGAAGGUAAAUGGUUUGGCAAGGAUAAUAUAGGGUUUUGGUUUUUUUUAUUAAAAUAGGUAAUUAGCUUUGAUGAAAAACAGUUUUUGAGAAUGUUUUUUGUUUUUUUUUGGCAUUACCAAUAUUUUUAAUGUAUUUUAGGUAGAAACUCAUGAACUGAUUGCUGGAGGCAGUAACAUUUCAGUCAACAAUAUCAACAAGUAAGCAUAUAUCUCUCUAUGAUGUCGUACAUUAAACUUAUUUUGUAUUUAUUGUUUAUGUUCCUUUUUCAGAAUCUCAUACAUUCACCGGAUGGCAUUGUUUCGAGUAGUUCAUCAGACUCAAGAACAAUGUCAAAGGUUUGUUCAAGGCUUCAGGACUUUAAUAUCACCACAAUGGUUGUGUCUAUUCACUUCGUUGGAGCUACAGUACUUGGUAUCUGGACAGAAUGAGUAAGUUUCAAAAAAUCGUUAAGGUCUUCAAUUUGUUUUACAGGGUGUGCCAAAAGUCCCUGAACUCAUUAUUUUAGACAUAUAUUUAUUAAAACAAUCAAUAUACUUAAAACAACAACUAACAAUAAUAACAUAUAGCACUAGUUAUAACAUAGUCAAGCGGUUUCGAAGUGGCCCUUCUUUGCCGCCAUGCAGAGGCGUAAACGCUUCACAAAGUUUUAGGCGAUGGGCCGCAGGUCCUGAGUCCCACUCUUCGAUCAAUGCUUGUUUCAAAGACUCCAAAGUUUGGUGUCUUCUACAACACACCCUUGCCUACAAUAUCGACCAAAUACUUUAAUCCAUCAAGUUGAGAUCGGGGCAGUACGGAGGCCUUUCAGCUGAGGUGAUAAAGUCCGGAAAAUGGGUCCGACACCACUCCUGUGUUGUUUUGGCUUUAUGGGCUGGCGCAGAGUCCUUUUGAAACGUCCAUUUGGUGUUCCUGAAGUGUUUUAGGAACCAAGGCAGUACUACGACUUCCAGAAUGUCUUUUUGGUACACUUCUUUAUUGAUUUUUACUCCUUCUUCAACAAAAUCAAAGGAUUUUUGCCCGAGGCGCAUACUCCUGCCCAAACCAUAAUGCCCCGAGGGUGUUGACGGUGUUCGACGAUGGCCAAGUCUCUAGGAGGCUCUGUAGAGUAAUGUCUGUCAUUUUGAGGGGUUAUGUGCCUGUUCCAACAUGAAUAUCUUCUCAUCCGAAUGGGACAAACUUACGCAUCAGGACCUGCGGCCCAUCGCUGAAAACUUUGUGAGGCGUUUACGCCUCUGCGCGGCGGCAAAGAGGAGCCACUUCGAAACCGCUUGACUAUGUUAUAACUAGUACUAUAUGUUACUAUUGUUAGUUGUUGUUUUAAGUAGAUUGAUUGUUUUAAUAAAUAUAUGACUAAAAAAAUGAGUUCAGGGACUUUUGGCACACCCUGUAUAAAGGUUUACAUUAUCCGUUUUUAGUGAUUUUGACUUGGAAGAUCUAAAGAAGCACACACAGUACUUUGGAGGCUUUCACAGUAAUCAUCGUGUCAUACGAUGGCUGUGGGAAAUUAUGGAAAAGGAAUUCACCUCAGAGGAAAGACAUCUGUUCCUUAAGGUAUGUUGUCGUGUUUGAAAUCUUAGUGUAUGUAUGCUAACUAGAGAGGAUAUCAGAAUGUUUUUAGUUCGGAACAAGUUGCUCCCGACCUCCAUUACUUGGCUUUGCUUAUCUCGAACCACCGUUCUCGAUUCGUUGCGUUGAGACUUCUGAUGACAAUGUAAGUAUGACAUGUUGUAACAAGGGUUAAUCUGAAGUUAACAGUGAAUAAAAGAAGAAUUGACUCAAAUUGAUUGUUAAUGAUGUGUUAUAUUAGGUCGUCCAAAUAUGAAUGAGCCUUUAAAUGGCAAUUUUGAUUUUUUUAAAAUAAAACUGGUCCAUUCAUAUUUGGACAACAUAUUAUGAUAGCAGGAGUAUAAAAUUUGAGGUUUUAUGAAAACGAUUUAUAAUAUUGUUUUUCAGGACCAAGGCGACACCCUGGGCUCAGUGAUCCGAGGCUUUUUGGCCAUAAAACGCAAAAAUCCGAAUCGACUGCCAACUGCUUCGACUUGUUUCAAUCUUCUCAAACUCCCAAAUUACAGUAAAAAGUCGGUGUUGUUGGAGAAGUUACGGUAUGCCAUUCACGCGGAAACUGGUUUCGAAUUAAGUUAA